AUGGAAUCUCCCCAGGAGCCCCUGGUCGCAGGGCUGCUCACCUCUCUCGUCACGUCGGUGAUCGCACCUUCAUCGGCCACGGCCACGGCCAUUUCGUACCCGGCCUCCUAUUCGCAUUAUUCCUACGCUACAUCACCUCCUGUCCCCUCAUUACCACCAAGUAGUAAUGGACAGUGGGAUAAUGAGGGGAAAAUGAGACAGUGGUCGUCUACUAUCGGUAUCAUCACUGCUCUUGCCGGCAACGUCUUGAUCUCCGUCGCCCUCAACAUCCAGCGCUAUGCGCAUCUCCGGAUCGCGCGGGAAUGGGAGCAGGACAAGGUCAAGAAAGAAGCCAACUGGAGGCGAUCCCAAUCCGACACCCGAUCAGCAACCCAAUAUGGCGCCGUAGGAGACGAACGUUCUCACGAUGAUAAUCAGCCGGGGAAGCCGCGGAAAGAACAACGGCACGCGCCACACCGUAUUUUCGAAGAGUACAGAGAUGAUGUUGAUGAUCCCCCGCGAGGAAGGAGGGGUCGCUCGGAAUCACCGGAGUCUAUGCGCAACUCCUUUACGUCUGAUCGUACAGCUCGGCCCGGAGACAAGGAUGAUGAAUUCGGAGACCGCAAGUCUUACCUCCAGUCUCCGUACUGGUGGGCUGGAAUCAUUCUGAUGUGUCUUGGUGAAACGGGCAACUUCAUGGCUUAUGGAUUUGCACCGGCUUCUAUCGUCUCGCCCCUGGGCGUGGUGGCGUUGAUAUCGAAUUGCGUCAUUGCGCCUUGUUUAUUGAAGGAGAGGUUCCGACAGCGCGACUUCUGGGGUGUCUUGAUUGCAAUCGCAGGUGCUGUUGUCGUUGUUCUCAGCGCAAAGUCGUCGGAAGAGAAGAUUGGCCCUGAUGAAAUUUGGGCGAUGAUUACCACUUGGGAAUUUGAGACCUAUCUCGGAUUGACCUGUGGGUUGAUUGUUGCUUUCAUGUGGGCUAGUUUCAGAUAUGGAUCUCGCUCAAUCCUGAUUGAUGUCGGCCUGGUAGCACUAUUUGGCGGAUAUACAGCUCUCUCCACCAAGGGUGUUUCCUCCCUUCUGUCAUAUACAUUAUGGCACGCCAUCACCUUUCCUAUCACCUAUCUGCUGGUCUUUGUUCUCGUCUUCAGCGCUCUGAUGCAGAUCCGCUAUAUCAAUCGGGCCCUCCAGCGAUUCGACUCUACGCAAGUGAUUCCAACACAAUUUGUCCUCUUCACACUCUCUGUCAUUAUUGGAAGUGCAGUUCUAUAUCGUGACUUUGAGUCAAUGUCGGCCAGACGUGCUGGCGAGUUUGUUGGAGGCUGUUUCCUGACUUUCUUGGGUGUAUAUUGCAUCACGAGCGGCAGAGUUCGAUCUGAUGAUGAGUCUACAUUUUCAACUGACGACGAAGAGGAGGCUAUUGGCCUGCUAAAUGGUGAACGCUAUCAAGAUCGAGUUGAUCUGUCACCCCCGAACCAGCAAUUACGAGCACCGAACGGCCCGCAUACUGCCAUUGAUUAUACCGAUGAUGCUCCGCAGUCUCCAUCAGGGUCUCUACUAAGCCGUGGGAUAGAUGGAGUUGAUGAAAACCAGCUUACUCCGCGGGGUGCUCUUUCGGCCGCCCCAUCUUCUCCAAGCGGCUCAUUGCCCAUGGAUUCUCCCCUUUCAGGCCCGUCGUUCGAAGGCCCGUCUCCACUGCGGCCCCCAUCUCGUAUGUCGAAUCCCUGGGCGGACAGCAACGAGCAAAUAUCUCCUGCUUCUGGACGCGAUUCUGACAUUCGUCCCGUCACUCCCGUGCUCCUCCGCUUCCCCCCAGCACCCGGAAUGGAGGGCUCUCCAUCAAAUGGAAAUGCCACGACCGCUCGACGUGCCUCAACACCGGCUGGAGGCAACCAGGCUCAGCUUCCAGACCGAAGCCACACGACACUCGAGACACCUACACGACGGACGCUUCGCAAUUCUAUCUCCAAUCGAUUCUCACCAGGGCCCCUUCUCCCCGCAUUAUCAGGUGGUUUCAGUGCUGUAGUGGCCGAGUCCCUUCGACGCGGCGAGAACAGUCCUUUCAAAGAUCGCUCCAAGCGCAGAUCAGGUCGUCGCAAGCAGCUGGAUGGCGCCUUCGAUGAACCUGGAUACUUCGACGGCGAAGGAGGUCAUGACAGUUCUAUCACAAUUGCCAAUGCUCGACUUCAGUCGGCUACUAGUCUCGUCGCCCCAGGUGUGGAGGGCGGUCGAUCCACCCCUGCGCUCGCAACCGAUAUCUAUAACACACCCACUCAGAAGCCCAGCGAAGAUGUUACUCGACUUCGCAGUUUCAGCGACUCGUGGAGCGGUGGCUUGGCGUGGCUGGGUGGUGCGCUGCGAAGUAGCAACGUCGAACAUGCAAUUGCCAGCGGUGCGGUGACACAGGAGACUGCGACACCGCAAAGCAAUGAGACACCGAGUGCCGAUCACUCGAACGACGAUGCUAAUACCUCUACCGCAUCUCGAUAA
Penicillium cosmopolitanum is the source of this 2466-nucleotide messenger RNA. RefSeq names its product DUF803 domain membrane protein. The record is from RefSeq and is a predicted model, not a curated record. The transcript has 3 exons. Gene Ontology annotation, biological process: magnesium ion transport. Lineage: Eukaryota; Fungi; Ascomycota; Eurotiomycetes; Eurotiales; Aspergillaceae. Bases 1 to 2466 code for a protein of 821 amino acids. Gene Ontology annotation, cellular component: membrane. Gene Ontology annotation, molecular function: magnesium ion transmembrane transporter activity.